This is a messenger RNA of Didymodactylos carnosus, 270 nucleotides long. Lineage: Eukaryota; Metazoa; Rotifera; Eurotatoria; Philodinida; Philodinidae. The record is from the annotation of a GenBank genome assembly.
AUGCAAAUUAUUAAUAAUUUAAAAAUUAAAAUUGAUGGCGUUAUACAACGUCUUGAUCUGGCCGGUGAUGGACAAAUCUAUGAUGGUAUAUCGAACACAAUAAUGAUUAUCAGUAGUCUUAUACAAUUAGUUCCACUUUUUGGUAAUUUAUCAAUAUCAGUUAAAGUAGUUGGUGGCUCAAUUGUUGGUCUCUUAUCAGGAUUAGUCAUUGUUAAAGAUGUUAUGUAUACAUUAACUCAAAAACGUUUAGAUGAAUUGAGAGCUGAUUAA